Molecule: messenger RNA, 969 nt
Organism: Marmota monax (woodchuck)
Lineage: Eukaryota; Metazoa; Chordata; Mammalia; Rodentia; Sciuridae
Product: olfactory receptor 6C4-like
Exons: 2
Biological process (GO): G protein-coupled receptor signaling pathway
Cellular component (GO): membrane
Molecular function (GO): olfactory receptor activity; G protein-coupled receptor activity
Source: RefSeq, a predicted model, not a curated record
AUGAAAAACAGGACCAUGCUGACUGAAUUUAUUCUACUGGGCCUCACAAGUCAACCUGAACUUCAGGUGGUGAUGUUCAUCUUUCUGUUUAUCACCUACAUGCUCAGUGUCCUAGGAAAUCUAACUAUCAUCAUCCUCACCUUACUGAAUUCUCAGCUCCAAACCCCCAUGUAUUUCUUCCUCCGGAAUUUCUCCUUCUUAGAAAUUUCCUUCACAUCCAUUUUUAUUCCCAGACUUCUCACCAGCAUGACAACAGGAAAUAAGGCCAUCAGCUUUGCAGGCUGCUUCAGUCAGUAUUUUUUUGCUAUAUUUCUUGGGGCAACAGAGUUUUAUCUCCUAGCUUCCAUGUCCUAUGAUCGUUAUGUGGCCAUCUGCAAACCCCUGCAUUACCUGACCAUUAUGAGCAGCAGAGUCUGCACACAGCUUGUGCUCUGCUCCUGGCUGGGGGGACUCCUUGCUAUCGUACCGCCAAUCACCUUGAUGAGUCAGGUAGAUUUCUGUGCCUCCAAUGUUCUGAAUCAUUAUUUCUGUGACUAUGGGCCCCUCCUGGAGCUGGCCUGCUCAGACACAAGUCUCUUGGAAAGGAUAGUUAUGCUUGUGGCUGUGGUGACUCUAGUGAUUACUUUGGUUCUGGUGACAGUUUCUUACACAUACAUCAUCAGGACUAUUCUGAGGAUCCCCUCUGCCCAGCAAAGGACAAAGGCCUUUUCCACUUGCUCUUCCCACAUGAUUGUCAUCUCCCUGUCUUAUGGCAGCUGCAUGUUUAUGUACAUUAAUCCCCGUAUAAAAGAAAGAGGUGCUUUCAACAAAGGAAUAGCUGUGCUUAUUACUUCAGUCACCCCCAUGUUGAAUCCCUUCAUUUAUACAUUAAGAAAUCAACAAGUAAAGCAAGUCUUCAAAGACACUGUUAGAAAGAUUGUGAAGUUUUAAGUAUCAGUUGUAGCCAUUGCAACCUCCAUCUCUUUGUAA